Molecule: messenger RNA, 1524 nt
Organism: Serpula lacrymans var. lacrymans S7.9
Lineage: Eukaryota; Fungi; Basidiomycota; Agaricomycetes; Boletales; Serpulaceae
Exons: 12
Coding region: 1-1401 (466 amino acids)
Biological process (GO): carbohydrate catabolic process; amino acid catabolic process
Molecular function (GO): hydro-lyase activity; magnesium ion binding
Source: RefSeq, a predicted model, not a curated record
AUGGCGAGUGCGAAGAUUAUAAGUUUCGAGACUCAUGAUGUGCGCUUUCCAACCUCUCUUACGGGAGAUGGGACUGAUGCUAUGAACACCGACUGCGACUACUCCUCUGCCUAUGUCACACUCUAUACUUCCUCAUCCCUCGUGGGCCACGGUAUGACAUUCACCAUCGGCCGUGGAAACGAGAUCGUGUGUCAAGCAAUCAAAGCGGUUGCCUCGAGGCUUGUUGGAUGUGAUACGGAAGAAUUGUUCGCUGACAUGGGUGCUGCAUGGGAGCACUUGUUGGCCGACUCCCAGCUGAGAUGGAUUGGUCCUGAGAAGGGUGUCAUCCACAUUGCCACCGGAGCUGUCAACAAUGCGCUCUGGGACAUGUAUGCGCGUGCGCGAGGAAAGCCGCUCUGGAAACUCGUCGUGGACAUGUCACCCGAAGAACUUGUCAGUGCAACUGCUUUCCGCUACAUUAGCGACGCGCUCACACGCGAAGAAGCACUGGCGAUGCUCAAAGCCAAGGAGGCAGAGAAGAAGGAGAGGGAGGCUAAAGUUAAAGAGAUUGGAUAUCCCGCCUAUAUUACUUCUGCUGGUUGGCUUGGCUAUGAUGACGAAAAAGUGGCCCGCCUUACCAAAGAUGCCGUGGCCGCAGGGUUCAGUCACUUCAAGAUGAAAGUUGGCUCUGACCUCGCCGCCGACCUCCGCAGGGGCAAAAUUAUCCGUUCCAUCAUUGAUGACCCACAAUACCUCCCUCGCACUGCCUCUGGCCAGUCAGGGCACGUUACUGAAGGACGAAAUGCUGGGCCGACGGGUGCAGUGCUCAUGGUCGAUGCGAACCAAGUGUGGGAUGUGCCGCAGGCUAUUGAGUAUGUGAAAGGUCUGAAAGAUAUCAAACCUUGGUUCAUCGAGGAACCGACAGCGCCAGACGACAUUCUCGGACAUGCUGCCAUUCGGACUGCACUCAAACCAUACGGGAUUGGUGUCGCAACCGGUGAACAUGCGCAUAACCGCAUGAUCUUCAAGCAGCUUCUCCAAGCACAGGCCAUUGACGUCUGCCAGAUUGAUGCGUGCCGCCUCGCAGGAGUGAGCGAGGUUCUGAGUGUCCUCUUGAUGGCUGCAAAGUUUGGUGUACCUGUGUGCCCUCACGCAGGCGGUGUCGGUCUGUGCGAGUAUACGAUCCACCUCAGCCUCAUCGACUACAUCGCGAUCUCAGGCUCGAUGGAACGAAAUGUGCUAGAGUUUGCCACUCACUUACACGAGCAUUUCCUCUACCCCUGCUCGAUCACCGCUCAGGGGAGAUACAACGUCCCUAUGAAUCCAGCUGAAGGUUACAGCAUCGAGAUGCACAGAUCAAGCAUUUCCGAAUACGAAUACCCCGAUGGAUCGUACUGGGUUAAAUCCAGAGGUAUGAAGUGAGUGACUUGGAGUACGAAAUACCUGAAAUGGCGCGCCGAAGAAAGACGAUUGAAAAUAUGGUUCGGGGGUUGUAUGCGCAUUAUCAUUACCACUUGUCAUUGUAUGUAUUUAUAUUCAUUGCCC